AUGCCUUUGAAACCCACUGUUGUUUUUUUCUCUGAAACCAAACAGUUUUUGUGGGGGCUAACCUGCUACCGACCUUUGCAGCUGCUCUUGGCAGUUUCAAGCGCCUUCGCUGGUCGGUCACGUGACAGGCUGCUCUUUGGUUUCGGAGAGGAGUCGGAUGGCAAGGCCGAACGUCAGGUGGUGCCUCCCAGCUGGAUCUUCUACGACUCCCGCGAUAGCGAGGUGGUGGCGGCACUGCGGGAGGUUGGGAUCCUGGAGGAGCAGCAAGCCUUUUGGGCUUCGAUCUUCCCACAAUCUGAGAUGCGUGCAGUGGCGUCCCUGGUGCCGUGCCAGCACAAGGCCUUGGCGCAUGUGCGGGCCAAUGCAGCGAUGAACCACGAGAAGGCGCUACCAGAGGUGCGGGAGCGCUUUGCAGAGCUGGGCUACGGGGAAGAACAACUGCAGGCAGUGCUGGGCUGGAUUCAGGACCUGGCGCCGAUGUGCAUCCACGUGCACAUUGACAACGUGGGCCGGUUCCUUGAAACAGACGAAUUCUACCGCAACCAGUUCGAGACGGGAACUUCUUGUGGCGCCCUUGAUGAUGGCAACAUCAUCCGAAAGGGCUGGGAGAAGGAGCUCUUUGGGGGUUGCUAUGAUGACUCGAAGCCCUUCGAGCGUUGCAAGUACGGAGCCUUGAGCGUAAUGAACGACUAUAGAGGAGUCCUCAGUGCGUACCAAUAUGGAGACUCCUACUUGGUCUUGAAGGACGUCCGCUUGCGCACCACCUUUGCCGCCACCGACUCAGGGGGCAUUGCAGGAUCAAGACUGGCUGUGCUGGACAAGUACGCUCAUGUGCUCCAGGAGUACGAUGAUCGCGAACUUCGGGAGCUGGUCGAGGUGGCCUUGGCCAAUACCUCGCUCACCGACGUGGGCGUCUCUCAGCCCCGGCUGCUGCGUGGCAUGAGCUCCGACUGCGCCGCCGAGUGGAUCACGGUAGGCUUCCCAGACUUGCCGCAGAAGAAGGGCCGCUACUACUUCGAGGUGGAGCUGCUUCGUGGCUGCCGAUCGGCACAAGUGGGCUUCCUCUCCAACCAGUUUAUCAUCGCGCCCAAGACGGUGGGCUACAACGGGGGUGUGGGUGAUGAUGACUAUGGCUGGGGAGUGGAUGGACAGCACGCACUUCGAUGGCACGGUGGAAACAAGCUACCCUGGGACAGGUAUUGGUCGGUCUCGCAGAACGAUCCCAUGGAAUUGGAGAAGGACAUCACCGUGGGCGUGGCGAUCGACAUCGACUCGAGGAUGAUCUGGUUCGCCUCGAACGGCGAGUGGGAUGCGGAGAAGUCGCCCUCCUUUGGCCCAGAGACCAUCCCCAAAGGUCAGAUGCUCUAUCCUGCAGUGUCUUUGAAGGGUCGCGCCUCCUUCAACUUCGGCCCGGAGUUCAAACACCCUGCUCCCAAAUUCAAGGGUUUUGCAGCGUGGCCUGGCAUGCCCGAUGGCAAGGUGCGAGCCGAUGUGCCGAUCAUUGGGGAUGAGAAUAAUGUGGGCAUCUACAAGGAGAUUCAGAUCCAUGGAGAGGUGAGCCUCAAGAAGAACGUGCAACGGCUGGUGGCGAACCGGAAGUACUUGGAUCGCACCAAGGACUCUCGCAGCUGGGCGGUGAUCAUCGAUGGUCUUGGCGUGGCCGAGGGAACCUACGGCCGCACCGGUGCAGAGAAGGGCACCAGCGUCUUCUCGCAGAGGGGUGGCGAUCAUUUGCUGCUUUGUGACACUGCCAAGAAGAUCUGGAAGGUGGUGCACAAAGACAAACAUGAUGAGAUCCUUGCUUGGUCUGAAGCGGUGGCAAAUCAUCCACCGAUCCAUUCGCGCCAGGAAGGCCGCACCAUGGAUCCUCCCCGUUCGGGAUGGGAGGUGCCCUACGAGAGCCGAGGUUCUGUGACGCAGGAUAUCUUCAAGAAAGCCAUGAAGGACUGGGCUGGCUGGGCCUUCCCUGGGUCGGGUCAUUUGUGUGCUGGGUCGGGUCCAUGGUUGGACACCGCCAUGGAGAGUUGCCGUGUGGGUGGAGUGGGGGCCCCGGAAACAAAGCAUCAGAAUGGCUUCAUUGAGCAUCUUCAGUUGGCUUCGAAGGAGAUCGGUCUCAGCGAUGGGGAGUGCAAAGCGUUGAUCUCCGCCUUGGGAAAGAACUCCAAGGUGUAUCGCCACCAGGAGAAGACCAACUUUGUCAAGGAGACUGGAGAAGAAGAGAGAAAGUCACUGUUGUGUCCAGAGGCCGCGCACCUUUCAUCACAAGAAGCUGUGGGGCAUCUCUUUAUAUAG
Molecule: messenger RNA, 2292 nt
Organism: Durusdinium trenchii
Lineage: Eukaryota; Dinophyceae; Suessiales; Symbiodiniaceae
Source: the annotation of a GenBank genome assembly